Molecule: messenger RNA, 2594 nt
Organism: Opisthorchis viverrini
Lineage: Eukaryota; Metazoa; Platyhelminthes; Trematoda; Opisthorchiida; Opisthorchiidae
Exons: 10
Coding region: 93-1988 (631 amino acids)
Biological process (GO): regulation of DNA-templated transcription
Cellular component (GO): NuA4 histone acetyltransferase complex
Source: RefSeq, a predicted model, not a curated record
UACAAGGACUGAGUCAUUCAAAGUGUUUCACUGGACUGAUUGUUGGGCAGGUAAAACUCUGCUUAAGUAGAAGGCGAGAGUCGAGCGGCAGUAUGUAUUGCUGUUGUCUUGCUGUCAAGGACUGUGAUGAAGGUAUAUCGUUCAGCUGUAGCACCCUUCCGGUGCCUAGCUGCCAUGUCAUCCGAAGGAAGCACGAGGGCUGGGAUACUGCCAGGUUGCCCAAGCCUAGACAGGGGAAGUCGAGUGGCGGAGGUCGGAUUCGAACCAAGGACCUUCCGAGCGCAGAUUUACUGACUGGGAGGCCCAUGAUUCGAACCCGAACUCUGCCUUCCGACUUCCCCUGUCUAGGCUUGGGCAACCUGGCAGUAUCUCAGUCCUCGUGCUUCCUUUUGUCGUUUUCAUGCCAUAUAACUCUGGUUACGAAAAUGCUGUAUUUCGAGGAUUUCAUGGAAGGUUGUUUAUUCCUUUCCCUCUAUACUAACGGCUUAGCCAUCGAAAACCUCCCAGGGGAGCUUACCGAAAGUCUUACAACCGUGCGACAGCUAGAUCUGCUUACACAAAGUAUACUAGAACCACUUGCUGAAGCAAACAGAACAUAUUUUGAAGAUUGCAAGUACAACAGGCUCUCCGAUUAUCAGCAGAACGUUCGGUAUUCGGAAAUUGUACGGGAGUACGAGAAGGCUCUUUCAAACUGUCGGGAAAAGCGGCAAAUUGUUGAGAAAAUCUAUAAUACGUACGAAAAACUGGUACGGAAGCUCGAUACGGAACUAGAAAAGUUCCGUCUUGAAUUGGAAGCAGAUAACUCAGGGAUAACCGAACAGAUUGAACAGCGCAUAACUGCUAUGCUAGGGAAGCCACAGAAUCCAACCGUCAAGCCGGAAAGGCGUAGGCAAAGAUUCCGCUACCAGUCAACUAGCCAUCACUUCAAAAAUCCUUUCUUGAUGCGCCGAAAGAUUAUUGGACAAGCAUGCCGUACCGCUUUGAAAUCCUCGACUGUUCGACAGGUGUUUCCUCAUAAGGGUGAGAACUCGCAUAUUGGGCGUCCAGGUGCACAGAAAGCCUUCCGUGCAAAGAUUUCCGUUCCCCAUCGGAUACCAAAACCGUCGGCCAUCCCUUCCUUUUUAGAGAGUACCACAAUAGGAUCGAAGUCAAAUGAAGAUAAUGGCUUUGCUCGACGGAGCCGACCGGUGGACUUUGCUAAUGAUCCUUCUUUGUUCAAUCCCGAAGGUGGUUUGGAGCCCAGGCCUUAUCCGUCCAUGAGCUCCAACACAAAGUCGUCCCUAGAGAUAGAGGAAGAAGAAUCCGCUGGGUUUGCCAAUGAUAUAACUUCCCUCACGUCAAGGAACUCACCACUUUUCAGUCUCCCAGCGCAUUCUGAAUUCGGUCCUGGGAUUCUGGAAAAGGGUGGACUCUCAGCUUCUGCUGUCCGAUCUCAGCGCGUGGGCUCUACCGGAGCAUCUUCAGAUGUUUCAGACUCCCCCAGCACGACUAGUCGGUCCAACUCUACCGUGUUGGUAGAUCAUCGAUUGGUGGGUGUACCUAGUCCGAUCGGGUGGCACGGUGUCAGCGGUAACCGUGAUCGCCGUUCCAGAGGUUCUCGCCGUCCUGGCCGUGAAGCACUUAUGGAUGAGCUUGGUUCUGACACAUUGCACUCGACGGACUUUGAUGAACCCCACUCUAACGCCCCCAGUACUACCACAGACGGUUUCUUCGAGUCGUCCUCCUUUGGUUUUGUUUCUGAUGUGAAGUUGGACAAUCCUGAAGAAGGCUUAGAAGACGACGAGGAUCAGAAACGUUAUUGCGUUUGUAACGACGUUAGUUACGGGGAUAUGAUUGCCUGUGACAAUCCAAAUUGCCCCUUUGAAUGGUUUCACUACAGUUGUGUUAGUUUGACGGUUGCACCUAAAGGUGAUUGGUAUUGUCCAAGUUGCAUAAAAACUUUUUCCAGUACAAAAAGUAUGAAAAAACGAAUCGGCCGACGACAGUAGUGUAUGUGGCACCUGUACAAUUAUCAUUCAUAUGCACACACAUUCUACGUAUUUCAACCGUUUUCAUAUUUAAACUACUGGGACCUCAAUAACUUUGGCAGCAUUUAGAAUACCCUCAGUCAGCUUGCGAUCCGAAUGGACGGUUGUCGAUUGUCAUCGAUUGGAAGACCGGAGCCUACGGUAGAAGUUUACUUUGGAUGUCAGUCUAGAGAUUUUCCAGUGUUCUUUGAAAAAUAUCCGACGGAUGUGUACUUCGAUGCGGUUUCAAAUGGCCGAAUUUCUGUAUUACUGGUAGAGAUGCAGUGAUCCCGGACGCUCUUAUUUCAGAUCAUGUCUCCUACGGACCAUUAUUACAUUAAUGAUUAACUUGCUUCCAUAAACAGUACCAUAUGAUGCCAUUACGACAAAAAAUUUUGGAAUCCUGCAAACGCUUUUAUGAUUCCGCCACAACCGAAUUCGCCCCCAGUCGUAGCGGCUGUCAUAACAGUUUUAUUCUACAUGCAAGUACAAAAUUUCGCAGUAUCUUCAUACCAUCAACGGAAUACGAAGCACUGAAUUGUGUCACAUUUUCACGCACUCCUAACUUCGAACAUUGUGUUGGUGUUU